AAGUGAAAGACAAGAAGAUUCCACCUUCUGGAGCAUAGAUUUCAUGGAUUCAAAUUCCAGCACUGUGGUGGUGACUGGUUUUGGUCCCUUCAGACAAUACCUGGUUAAUUCUAGCUGGGAAGCAGUGAAGGAGCUGUCCAAGAGAGGCCUUGGUGAAAACAUCGAUCUCCGGAUCAUGCAGCUGCCAGUGGUUUACCAAAAAGCAAAGGAGCAAGUCUGCAAGAUAUGGACAACGCUUCAGCCACUGCUUACAGUUCACGUUGGGCUGGCUUCAUCUGCCACAGCGCUCAUCAUCCUGGAGCAGUGUGGGAAGAACAAAGGCUACCAGGAGAGGGAUGCUUGUGGUUUUCACCCAGAAGGUGCCUGCUGUGUGCUAGAUGGCCCAGAAAAGAUUGAAUCUACAAUUAAUAUGAAGACUCUCUGGAAAAACAUCUCAGUGGAAGGGAUUGAUAUCAUCCUUUCCAGAGAUGCAGGAAGGUACAUCUGUGAUUACACCUACUACACUUCUCUGUAUUAUGGCAAUGGAAGAGCUGCUUUCAUUCACGUCCCUCCAUUAUCUGAGUCAGUAACAGCAGAAUUUCUAGGAAAAGCAUUACAGACCAUUAUCUUAGCAAUGUUAGAACAGUGUGGGGAACAAAGAGAGAUGGAUCACAGAGAGAAAAAAACGAUGAUUUCUUAG
Molecule: messenger RNA, 679 nt
Organism: Catharus ustulatus (Swainson's thrush)
Lineage: Eukaryota; Metazoa; Chordata; Aves; Passeriformes; Turdidae
Gene: PGPEP1L
Product: pyroglutamyl-peptidase I like
Exons: 5
Coding region: 44-679 (211 amino acids)
Biological process (GO): proteolysis
Cellular component (GO): cytosol
Molecular function (GO): pyroglutamyl-peptidase activity
Source: RefSeq, a predicted model, not a curated record